UCUGCGUCCUGCAAUAUUUUACUUUGAUACGUUAAUUUUGUUAACCAACAUCAGCAUCGUGUGAUCGUUAUAAUUAUUAUCUUUUUAAGACGCAGAACACAAUUAUAAAACGUAUAUACAAAAGGAAUACACGGAGCAAACAACAUAAUUUAUGUGAACGCCAGAGAAAAAACCUAUUUGACAGAUCUAAUAUAUUUUCUUGAAACAGUUACGUUUUAUUAUUGAAAUAACUUUUGAAAUGCUUUCUCGACAAAUAUUUUGGAUAGGAAUGGCGGUCAUUUUAUCUCAGACAGGGCACGUGGCAUCACACGGACGCUUGAUUCAACCGGCACAGAGGUCGUCUGCUUGGAGGUAUGGAUACAAUAACCCGGAAAAUUACAACGAUAACGAACUGUUCUGUGGUGGUUUUGAUGUACAGUGGAACCAAAAUAAUGGUAGAUGUGGUGUAUGUGGUGACCCUUAUAAUGCACAAGUAAAGCCAAACGAAGACGUAAACGGUUUAUACGUCGUUAAUGGCGUCAUCACAGGAAGUUACGUCAAAGGUGGAGUCGUUAAUACGGAAGUAGAAUUAACGGCUUAUCACAAAGGAUGGUUUGAAUUUAGACUUUGCCCUCUCGCAACAACAACAACAAAGGUCACACAAGAAUGUUUGAAUCAGAAUGUUUUGACGGUUGAAGGUACAAACACGACACGAAUACAGUUAGAAGAAAUCAAGACCGGUUUAGGGCCGGGAGUUUAUAUGAUAAAUCUUCAGUUACCAUCCACUAUUACGUGUGAAAGAUGCGUUCUUCAGUGGAAAUACAAUACAGGAAAUAGCUGGAAUUGCGAUUCCGAAGGAUGUGGUUUUGGUCGUGGUCCUCAGGAAAAUUUCGUGAAUUGCGCUGAUAUCCGAAUAAACGACGAAGGAACCGAAACUGCUCCGACUGAAAGUAGUUCCAGUGUCAGCCAAUCAGCUACUAUGACAGCGCUGACGUCAUCGACAACCGUAAUAUCGUCUGCUUCGUCAACUAGUUUAAUGGAAGAAGGAACAACAACAACGACACCAACAGCAACGGAGAUGGAAACAACGGAAUCUCCAACAACAACAACAACAAACGGUGAUGACUUUGAAAUAUGCUCGUCAAGUAUGGCAUGUUUGGCACUAGAGCCAUAUUCAAAUAUUCCAGGCUUUUUACAGUGGUGCUGUAACAACUGCGCUGAAGGUCACUGUCCGGUGACUCACUGUAUAUGUAUAUACACAUAGUCUAUUCGCUGACAUUUCUGUUUAUAAGUAUUUCACAUGUAUCUAUUUUGUUAAAUGCUUUUAAAGCUACAUUUAUUCCCAGUCUUAUUGUUGAACAUAAAAUAUGACAAUAAUAAUCCAUGUUAGAUUUUGUAGUUCAUAUGUGAAACAUGAUAAGUACAGGAACUCUUCACAGUUAAAGCAAUAUGAAAAUAACUUUCCAACUCUUGUCAAAGAAAACUUUGAUAUAACCGAUCAAAUAAAUUGUUUAGAAAGAAGUCAUAUUGAAUUAUUUACAUUUUACAAAGACAAGGUGAACUAGACAAUGUACAUUAGGUAAUAUUUAUUUAUUAAGACUGAAAUGUAGGACCAGAGGGGCUUUUUUGUCAAUAUUUUUAAAUGCAGCGGUGGGCCUUUUAAAUGCUUGUUUUAAGUUUUCGAAAUUAAUGUUUCUUUUGAUGUAUGUCCAAACCAAGGCAUUGUGCAGAUCAUUCGCUCACUCCGUUUCUUUUUUUUUUUUCAAAAUAAUAAUUUUGAUUACGAAAAUUUCACAAAAUUGUAAAGCGUAAAAUGUCGGGCUAUGAAUAGUACAAAAAGAUUUUCAGUUUAUUUCUGAAUAUA
This is a messenger RNA of Ruditapes philippinarum (Manila clam), 1843 nucleotides long. RefSeq lists its product as uncharacterized. Lineage: Eukaryota; Metazoa; Mollusca; Bivalvia; Venerida; Veneridae. The record is from RefSeq and is a predicted model, not a curated record. Bases 239 to 1243 code for a protein of 334 amino acids. The transcript has 5 exons.